UAGCAAAAAUGGUCUAGGUUUAAUUAACAAAUUCCAAACUUUAGUCAGAGAAGAGUGAUUGAGUCGGCAGCCAACAAGCAAAAGAUGAGCAGUCGGCGAGGGCCACCGAAGCACCAAAAUCGCUACGCCUGGAAACCAAACGCCGGUGUAAAAAUCAACGAGAAGGAAGUUGGAGGGAAGCUAAGGCCUUACUCUGAUAUAACUGGAGUUUGCCCUCGAUGCAAAGAACAAAUCGAUUGGAAGCGUCGUUAUGGCAAAUAUAAACCCUUAACGGAGCCUGCAAAAUGUCAGCUUUGCUCCAAACGUAAUGUGCGUCAAGCCUAUCAUAAUCUUUGUUCUGGAUGUGCUAAGGAACAAAAAGUGUGUGCUAAGUGUCGAUGUCGUGUUGAUCAAAUAAUUGGGAGGGAUUCUGCAGAGGUUGAAGAAGAGCAAAGAUGCUUGAAGAGGCAAUUAAAAAUGCUCGAGAGAGGGAUAGAAGAACAUUGUUACGUGCUAUGAAUCAAAGUAGCUCCAAACGUUCAUCAAAAAACACAGCCAACAAAGAAAAUGGUAGGGUCGGUGAAAUUUUCCUUCUACAUCACUUGAGGAAUAUGCCAAGCUAGGAAGAAAAGAUGAUGGAAUCAUGAUGAUCAAUACAACUCUGAGAAGGAUUGCAUUAGUGACCAUGAUGAUGAUGAAAAUGAUGAUCAAGAUGACAACAAAAACAAUGUUUGUGAUGAUGAUGAAAAUGAUGAUCAAGAAGACAACAAAAACGAUGGCUGUGAUGAUGAUGAAAAUGAUGAUCAAGAUAACAAAAACGAUGGUCAUGACUAUGAUGAUGAUGAAAAUGACAGAGAACCGAGUGCAUAACUGAGAAGCCUAUGAAUAACUGGGGAAAAGGAUUCUGUGCAUACAGCAGAAUCUUUAACAUUACCUUUGCUCCAAACCGUUUUCUGCUCAGUCAUCACCAUACUAAUAAUUAAAAUUUUGGGAUAUUUGUAUUCUUGUCGCUUUUUUGUGGUCAAGUUUUGAUUGGAGCACAUGCACUUACUAGGCCUGUGUUAAGAUGCCCUUUUGGCUCAACAAGUUCUUACAAUAUUUUCAUUAGAUAUUGAAACUUCUUAGACUGUAAUUGAUUAUGAUGAUAUUGCUU
This is a messenger RNA of Hibiscus syriacus, 1132 nucleotides long. RefSeq lists its product as uncharacterized. The coding region runs from base 85 to 498 and encodes 137 amino acids. Lineage: Eukaryota; Viridiplantae; Streptophyta; Magnoliopsida; Malvales; Malvaceae. The record is from RefSeq and is a predicted model, not a curated record. The transcript has 7 exons.